AUGGCCAGCGACGGAUUCACCCCCUUCCUUUUGUCACCACUCGACCAUGUGUUCCCUCCGGUCCUGUAUGCGACAACAGUUCUGUACUUCCGACCGGAACGCACUUCAUUGAACAAGUCUGUGGAGAAGCUUCAGCGCGGCCUAGACCGGUUGAUCAAGAUCGUUCCGUUUCUGAGUGGAGUCGUAGCCUCAGCAACUCACCCCUACAAGACGAAUGUGCUGGAGGUGCGGCCAGACACCUCGUCCCCGUCCCUCGCAUUAACCUGCGCCUCCCUCGUGCAGGUCAAGGACUACUUGGAGUAUGGCCUCCCGGGGCAGGUUCUGGCCGACGAUGAUGUAAGUCGCUGGGCCAGCGGUGAGGAAGCCACGCGCCGCUUGAUGCCGGACUUCGAGAGACUGACCCAAUUGACCACGGUACCGGCUCCCGUUUUCCGGGCACAAAUCAAUCGUCUCGCCGACGGGAUCGCGCUGUGCCUUGCGGUUAAUCACAUGGUUCUCGAUGGUAAGGGCAAUGAUAUGCUUCUCGCGCUGCUAGCUCAAUGCUGUCACGAUCCCACCGGUGCCAGUUGGUCGACUUCUGCGGCUGCCGCCCAGGUUGAGACCCGGCAGUAUCUGCACACGCUGAGGGGAUGGUCGGACGAGGGUCCUUCGCUGGGAGUCGAUGCGGUGGACGCGACAGUUCUACCCGGGGAGGGUCUGGCUUCCGAUGCAACCAGCAUCGUAUAUAAUCUCGUAUUCUCGGAGGAGCGAAUCCAGCAGCUGAAACGCCACUGCAAUGCCCGGCUGCCAGGCUUGCGGCAGCAGCACGACCAAGAGGGAUACAAGGCCGGACCGGGAUUUGUUUCGUCCAACGAUGUGCUAACGGCACUACUGUGGAUCUGUGCAAGCCCGGUCGUCGUCACGCAGUCGCCCUCAUCGACGGUGGGGGUUGCAGUGAAUUCGCGUGGGAGGUUUAACCCGCCACUGCCGGAUGAAUAUCUAGGCAAUUCGGUCGCGUACGCAAACUCCUUGCUUAACAUGUCUCAGCUCCGAUGCUUAAAGCAUGAACCCGCAGCAGAGAACGAGGGAAGAGAAGCCAUUAGAGGACAGUCCGACACGAGUAACUUCUCCGGCGAAAAGCAACGCGCAUGCCGAGAGGGCUGUGCGGUUAUCGACGACGAUGACACUAUGCAGCUGCUCACCCUCAUGGCGUAUCGCAUUCGCUGCAGUAUCGCCGAUGUGGAUGGACCUGCGCUGGCCAAGCUCGUUGCGAGCUACUACAAGACGCCGGACUGGAGCCAGAUCCUGUUGCAACGGUGCGAUAUCAUCGUCAGCAGCUUGAAUGACUGGCGGGUCUUUGCAUUAGACUUCGGGUCCCAGCUGGGAUAUGUUGACCGGGUGGAGUUCCUACCUCCGAGCUCUCCGGUCGGCGAGUGUAUCCUGAAACCAAUUCAGAAGGAGAAGGCGGCAGUGCGCGAGGUCAUGGUGACCCUGCAGCCUGAGCAGAUGAGACGGAUGAGCCAGCUGUCCCUGCUUCAGUGGGCCUUGAUAUCUCAGUCGCCAACAACUUUCUACCGAUUAAUAUAG
Messenger RNA from Aspergillus eucalypticola CBS 122712, 1566 nucleotides. RefSeq lists its product as uncharacterized. The record is from RefSeq and is a predicted model, not a curated record. Bases 1 to 1566 code for a protein of 521 amino acids. Lineage: Eukaryota; Fungi; Ascomycota; Eurotiomycetes; Eurotiales; Aspergillaceae. The transcript has a single exon.